Brassica rapa (field mustard) is the source of this 1715-nucleotide messenger RNA. RefSeq lists its product as uncharacterized. The record is from RefSeq and is a predicted model, not a curated record. Lineage: Eukaryota; Viridiplantae; Streptophyta; Magnoliopsida; Brassicales; Brassicaceae.
UGUUAUGAAUAAAUAAAAGUAGAUUUUUUUGGUUGAAAACGUAAAAAUGUAAAUAAAUUGGAAUGUUAUGAUUUAGAAAACCCAAUUUAAAAAAUAGAGAAACACACAUAUACAAUGAGAAAACAAAGAAUCAUGUAAUGGAAAUUAAGGAUAAGAUAUGAGAUGUCAAAUUGCAAUAAUGGAGCAAUACUUUUCUCAACUUUUUCAAAAAAAAAAAAGUAUCAAAACUUUGAAAUAGUUAACAAACUCUAACAACCAAAAAAUGUGAUGACUAUAUAACAAUUUACAAUGGAAAAAAAAGGUAUAUAGUUAUGAGAGAUAAGACCGAAGGAGGACAAAAAGAUAUUUUAAAAAUACAAAAGGAAUAAUAAAAGAGAAGAGCCAAGGAGAGUUCCUUGAAGCCAACGCAUCUUACGCUCGGAGUUUAGGUUCGGAAUUAGGUUCGAUUUUAAAAACCAAAACAAUCUUAGGCUCAGAUGUUAGGUUCGGUUAGUCGGCAUAGGGAGUAGAAUAAGGAGGAAUCUUUCUCUUUCUCCUCUUCUUCUCUCUAAAACCCACUCUGCAAGAAACCCAUCUCUCUCUCUCGCUUUCUUAAACCCUUUCUCGCAUUCUCUCUCUAGAACCCCUUUUACUCAGAAAAGUCUACUCUUUUACCGCAUUCCGACAAUGGCCAUUGAAGACCACGAGAACCCAAAUCGAGAAAUCAAUCCUAAGAACAGAACAGUCAUGGGAGGUGGUGGUGGAGAGGAGGAAGAAGGGAAGUGGUGGCCUUCAUGGCUGAAACCUUUACUUAAAGAACCCUUUUUUGUUCAAUGCAACUUCCAUGGACACUCACCUAAGAGCGAAUGCAACAUGUAUUGUUUGGACUGCACUAACGGCUCCCUCUGCUCUCUCUGUCUUGCCCAUCACAAGGAUCAUCGUACCAUUCAGAUAAGGAGAUCAUCUUAUCAUGAUGUGAUAAGAGUAAGUGAGAUUCAGAAUCAUUUAGACAUCUUCAGCAUUCAGACGUAUGUGAUCAACAGCGCAAAGGUUGUGUUUUUGAAUGAGAGGCCUCAGCCUCAGCCUAGACCUGCUAAAGGAGUUACCAACGCCUGCAACGUCUGUUAUCGUGGCCUUGUCGAUGAUUGCUUCCGCUUCUGCUCUCUUGGCUGCAAGGUAGCAGGAACUUCUAGAAGCUUUAGGAAGAGAGUGAAGAAUGCAGAAAUGGAAUCAGAAAAUUCAAGCAACAGUUCAGGAGUAGAGGAUAACAUUCCAAAUCCACAGAGUUUGACCCCAUCAACACCUCAACUUCCUAGUUCUACUUCUUUGAGAAAAAGACCAAGGAAGGGAAUCCCUUACCAAUCUCCACUGCAAUGAGGUUUGGUCGCAAAGAAGAGGAAGGUUGUGUUAGACUUCAAGGUUUCUUGUCACAUACAAAUAUCCUCAAAAAGAAGGGUAUAAAGCUCAAUAUAAAAGGUUACCAAAGAAGGGACUUAGUUUUGUGUGCUAUGAAGUAGUCAAAUAACUAGUAAGUGUAUAUAUAUAUGGCCAUCUUUUUGUAUAUUCUUAUGCCAUUGAGGCAUGGGGGGGGGGUUUUAGGGAGUUAAAGUGGGAAUAAGACAUAAUAUUGAGGGCUAUUUAGUAGUUGUUUUUUUGACAAAGUACUUUGUGUAAAUUUAGUUUUGAUUGAUUAUAUAACACAAUAACAAAAGUUAUAUAUUUUGUUUUUGAAAUGA